Molecule: messenger RNA, 1325 nt
Organism: Cannabis sativa
Lineage: Eukaryota; Viridiplantae; Streptophyta; Magnoliopsida; Rosales; Cannabaceae
Product: loganic acid O-methyltransferase-like
Exons: 3
Coding region: 47-1135 (362 amino acids)
Biological process (GO): methylation
Molecular function (GO): S-adenosylmethionine-dependent methyltransferase activity
Source: RefSeq, a predicted model, not a curated record
AAGUUAUUGUAUAAUCAACUCAAAAUAACAGAAAAAAAUCAAAACAAUGGAGGCAAAAAACAAUGGCAAAUGUUCAACAGCUUAUCCAAUGAAUGGUGGAGAUGGCCCCUAUAGCUAUGCCAAUAACUCCAUAUUUCAGAGAAUACUCAUCGAUUGUACCAAAGAAAUUAUAAGCAUGAGCAUAUUAGAGAAGCUUGAAAUUACUCCUUCAAAAUCAUUUUGGAUUGCAGAUUUAGGAUGUUCAAUUGGACCUAAUACAUUCUAUGCAGUGAAAACCCUAAUUGAAUCUUUGAAAUUAAAGUAUCAAACUAAUAGUUCCAAAUUACUCCCUCAAUUUCAAGUCUUCUUCAAUGAUCACACCUCAAAUGAUUUCAACAUGCUUUUCAAGUCCCUUCCCGAGGAUCGAGGCUACUACGCGGCCGGUGUCCCAGGAUCAUUUUACGGACGAAUCUUUCCCGACGCUUCACUUCAUUUAGUUCAUUCUUCUUUCACUCUUCAUUGGCUAUCUCAAGUGCCUAAAGAAGUUAAUGACAAAAGCUCUCUUGCAUGGAAUAAAGGGAGAGUUUAUUACUCAAAUUCUAAAAAUGAUGAUCAAGUGAUUAAGGCCUAUAAAAAUCAACAUGAAAAGGAUAUGACAAUGUUUUUGAAAGCUAGGGCACAAGAGAUUGUGUUUGGAGGGUUGAUGAUGCUUAUUGUUCUUGGUAUUCCUAAUGGAAUUCAUCAUUCUGAAUCUGGAGGGAAUAAGAGCUUUGAACUUAUUGGAUCUUGCCUCAAUGAUAUGGUUCAAAAGGGAAUUGUAAGUGAAGAAAAGGUGGAUUCUUUCAACAUACCAAUUUAUUUGAUGAGUCCCCAAGAAUUUGAAAAAUCAGUGAAUGAAAAUGGAAGUUUUUCAAUAGAGAGAUUAGAUGUUUUACCUCAUGUGAAAGUAAUAAAUGGAGUUGGUCUUAAUUCACAUCAAAUUACAUUUUGUAUGAGAUCUACUCUUGGAGAACUAAUCAAACAACACUUUGGAGAAGAAAUCAUUGACAAACUCUUUGAUUUGUAUCUUCAAAAAGUGGAAGAGAUUCAUCCAACUUCUAUUAUUGAAUCACUCAAAACUUUGAACUUCUUAGCUGUUCUUAAACGCAAUAACUAACUCGAUAAAUUAAGAUUACUUAUGUUGAAAUUUUCUUUCGAAAUCAUGCAUGUUGUUCGUAACCUGUUGAUGUCAAAAAAUUGUUCGAUAAAGAAUUUCUAUUCUUUUCUUAAAAAUAUAAGAGUUAUAAAUCUAUGUUUGAAAGAUUGUAUUUGGCUCAGUUUGAUUAAUAAAAAUUUAUUUCUUGAUU